CUCCUGCGAGACAAACCCAACACGCACAUGAUCUCACUCGGUGACCUCGGCGCGUACGGGAGCGCUGGCACGUCGGAGAACUUCGACUUCACCAAGAAGUGGCUGGACAGCUUCAAGGUCGACCUUGACAUCGUGACGGGGAACCAUGACCUGGAGGGUGUGGACGAGUUCUUCUCAGACCGAGAGAACCUGGAGGCCUGGAUGAAGGCGUUCAAGAAGAGGACCCCCCACUUCUGCACUGAGAUCGCGGAGAAAGUCCUCUGCGUCGGACUCUCCACAGUUCGUUUCCGCGACACCGCCUACUCUUCACACGAGGUCUACAUCGACGAGGAGCAGAUCGAGUGGUUCGACAGAGUUCUGGAGCACCACAGCGCCAAGGACGGCUGGAAGGUGCUGGUGUUCACACACGCUCCCAUCAUGGGCAGCGGCCUGCGAACGCUCCAAGGAGUUCACAUCAAGAAUGGCUGCGCCUGGAUCAACCACACAGAGGAGAAGACUCGGCUCAAGUUCUUCGAGCUGUGCAACAAGCAUCCUUGCAUCCGCGCGUGGUUCAGCGGUCACUUCCACCUGUCGCACGACUACGAGGAGAGCAUCACCAUCAACGGUGACCACGACGUCGCCUUCGUGCAAGUCGGGGUGAUCGGAGAGAAGUCGAUGAGGGACGGGAGGAGGCAGACGCGGCUGGUGCGAGGAGACAGCAAGAGCAUCCGGAUCUACACGGUCAACCACCACCAGGGAGGAAGCGAGCGGCUGGACAUGGAGAUGGUCUUCGGCGAAGCCGGCAAGCCCGACAAGAUUCACUUCCCCAAGGAGCACGACGAGUGGAUCGUCCCCAGCUCAGCUGGGUGGUUCAGUGCAAGGACUCCUAGCGCAGAGGACGGCUGCUUCCUCGACAGCUUCCUGUCCGAGAACCCUGACGCUGAUCUCGUCCCUGUGAGCAGCGCGCUGGCGGAGAAGAAGGACGUGGUUUGCUGGUGGCAUAUGGCGGACGGCCGCGUGCUUGGUGUGCACGAUGGGCUCCUGGUGGAGUACGACCCGACGACUCUUGCUCCUCUUGGAGUGGUGGUGGAGGAGAAGGCGAUGGCGGGCAAGGAGCUGAUGAUUGUCGACAACGGCAACGUCGCCAUGCUUGUCUCCGAGGGUCCGGAAGGGGUGAAAACGGAAGUCAUUCACCCCAACGAUGAUGGGAGCUACUGGAGGAAAUUCCAGCGCAACAAGAUGGCGAGGAUCCGACAGAAGCAGAGGGAGGAGCUUGCGAGGAAAGCAGCUGAAAGACUCUUCAUGAACCGAAGUGCUGGAGAGAGGUUGAAACUGUUGCUCAACGACAAGAUCUCUGACGAGAGCUCGAGAGCUGAAGCUCUGAAGCUGCUGGACGAGGUGCUGAAGCAGUCUCAGUCUUCCUUGUCAAAACCCGUGUUGGAGAAUGCCAAGUGAAGAGACCAGUAGAGGCUACAAGGGACCCAGCCAUGUAAGGCUGAUAAUGAAUGAAACAAUAACAACUCC
This is a messenger RNA of Guillardia theta CCMP2712, 1503 nucleotides long. RefSeq lists its product as hypothetical. The record is from RefSeq and is a predicted model, not a curated record. Lineage: Eukaryota; Cryptophyceae; Pyrenomonadales; Geminigeraceae. The transcript is spliced from 5 exons. The coding region runs from base 28 to 1434 and encodes 468 amino acids.